CCAGGACACAGAGCUCUGGGAAGUGACAACAUUUUUGGUUUGGUCGAGAUGGAAAUGUUCAACAUUUUCUUCUGAUGGCUUGGAAUCCCUUACCCUGUGCUUCGGAUUACACUGGAUCAUAAAGAAACCCGCUUUAAAACCGUGCGUAAUACUUUUACGCACCAAAUGAUGGGGUCGGAGAAGCCCAACUUUUUGUCUCAGCCUGUGGUGAAGAACGUCUUCAUGUACCGCAAUGGUGACCCUUUCUACGAGGCUCGAAGGAUUGUUAUCAACCAGAAGAGAGUGUGCACCUUUGAGACUUUGCUGAGAGAAGUGACGGGCGGCAUCCAGGCGCCUUUUGGCGCGGUGAGGAACAUCUACACGCCGCGCGGAGGACACAAAGUGGACUGUUUGGACAGCCUUCACAGCGGGGAGCAGUAUGUCGCCGCUGGCCGGGAGAGGUUUAAAAAGUUAGAUUAUUUACAGAUUGGUUCCAGAAAGAAGAGGAUGUUGAAAAAUCUUCCAUUUCAGGUCAAACCACUUCCACCAAAACGGAUAUCCGUAUCAGCCAGAUUCCUGAAACCAAUUAAGGAGCCAUGUCCAAUCUUCGUGGUGGCAAACGGGGACACUCUGAACCCUGCAAUAAGGCUGCUGAUCCACCAGAGGAUGCUGAGCCAGUUUGAAAGAAUUCUCGAGAUGAUCACAGAGAAGAUGGGUUUGAGAGUCCUCGGCGGUGUGAGAAGUAUUUUCACUUAUGAGGGCCAGCAGGUGACUGAUGGCACUCAGCUGGAAAGUGGUCAGCUCUAUGUGGCCGUGGGCAGAGAGAGAUUUAAGAAGCUCUCUUACAGUGACCUCCUCUUCAACAAAACACGAGGGACACGGAGGGUCAAUGGAAUGAAAAUGUGCACACUGCCGCCAAUAUACAGAUUCUCAAAGCAGAAUGGAAACAGUAAGUCUGUGGUCCGGUGCAGUGACAGUGGAGGUAGUGAAUGGAAGGCUUCGCCUCCAAACCACAACAAGGAGCACCUGUCCUCCAUCGUAAGAGAGAUCUCUCAGGCCCGACUCCUAUCCCUCAGGAAGAAGAGGAGCAGACAGAGCAUGAUGCUGGGCCUCAGUGACAAUGAUAACUUGGAUUCAAAGACUGAUGAUGCUGAUAGUCAAUCCCCAGAAAACCAGACAACUGAAGAGGAACCUACAUCAGAUGAUACAAAAUCAUCAGAGGACAAUGGUGAAAAGCCUGAAGAGAAGGAGGAGGACUUUGUCGAAAAUACCAAUGACAAGAACACUUCAGUUAGCAAAGAGGAGCAAGCAGAUAAGGAGAUGACUCUUCAAAGAAAAGGAGACACAGAGGAAGAAAAUGAAUCUGCAAAGAGCAAAAAUGAGAGAGAAAUGUCAGAGGAGCAGGCAGAAAAGGUAAAAGAAGUGAAGAAGGAUGGUGACACUCAGAGUAAAGAGGUUUUGGACGAGGGUAAGGAGGUUUCAGAAGGGAAAAACAAGGUUUUGGAUGAAAAUGCGGAGGCCCCAGUUGAGAGAAUUGAUGUGUCAGAUGAUAAUAAGGAGGUCUCAGGUGAUAGUAAGGAGGCAGGUGUGCACAAGAGUGAGGAAAAGAAUGCAGAUAUCAGCGAGGAGGUAGCAGAUGAAAGUAUGAUUUUGGGUGAGAGUAAGCAAGACAUCGCUGAUGAGAGUAAACAGGAGUGUGCAGAUGAGAAAAAGGAGGAGGCUGCAGAAGAAAUUAAGGAAGAUCUUGUGGAUGACUGCAAUGAGGAAGACACUUAUGAGAAAAAAGAUGAAACUAAUGAGAGUAAGGAGAUGAUAAAUAAGGAUGAGGCUGAAUAUGAGAGUAAAGAAGGAGUCACUUAUGAGAGUAAGAAUGGGACAUCCGAUGAGAGUGGGGAUGAGGCUGAAGGUGAGAGUAAAGAGGAAGUCACUUAUAAUUGUAAGGAUGAAGUACCAGUUGAGAGUAAGGAUGUGGCUGAAGAUGAGAGUAAAGAGAAAGUCACUUACAAUGGUAAGAAUGAGGUACCAGUUCAGAAUAAGGAUGUGGCUGAAAAUGAGAGUAAAGAGGAAGUCACUUAUGAGAGUAAGGAUAACGCUGAAGAAGAGAGUAAAGAGGAAGUCACUUAUGAGAGUAAAGAUGAGGCUGAAGAUGAGCAUAAAGAGAAAGUCACUCAUAAUGGUCAGGAUGAGGUACCAGUUGAGAGUAAGGAUGUGGCUGAAGAAGAAAGUAAAGUGGAAGUCACUUAUAAGGGUAAGGAUGAGGUACCAGAUGAGAGUAAGGAUGAGGUACCAGAUGAGAGUAAGGAUGAGGCAGAAGAUGAUAAUAAGUCAGUUGUAUCUUCUGAGGCCCAAAAUAAUGAGUGGGACACAACUAUUAACAGCAACACCAAAGAGAAUCAAAAGGAGAAAGAAACCGAAGAUCAUGUCAGAAAAGAUGGUGAUGAGGAUGAGAAAGAGAGCAUCCACCACAGUAAACAUUAAAAGAGUCAAUAGCAGAAGAAUCAAUAACUGGAAUACCAAAAUACUGGAGAUAGAAGUGCAACUAAAAAGUGAAGAUUAUGAUCAGAUAUACAGAGUAGAAUCAUAAUUUAAUCAAAAAUAAACAGUAUGGUUGGAAAGUAGGAAAUAAUGACAAAAUAAGCCCUUGUUAUCUUAACAAUAGUGUUAGUUUUUACUGUAAAAUUAAACAAAUAUAUAUUGAUGGAUAGGAAGUCAAUACUUCGCCACAACCUUGAUUGUUUUCAUUUUGGAUGUUGGAUAUUAGUAAAAAAAAAACUCAAUGUGAAACCAAGAAAAAUAUAUUCUUGAUAACCAUCAGCAAUAUAUUCUUAUAUCUUCCUAUAAUUUUUUUUUAAUUGCAAAUGUGCAUUCAUUGCAGUGAGUACUUUCCUACUGAUAUUUAAUUUGGUGAUAUACUCCAAUUUUAAAUUACUGUAUGCUAACCAAUAAUUAGUGACAGGUUGUGAGGACUCUUUUAAAACUUGUAAUUAUUGAGCCAUAUUCAAUGUAAACAAAGUUAAUACCUUAAAAUGUUCCCAUCUGUUUGUUUAUUGUUAUUUAGAACUGGAAACCAUUUAUGGGCUUACCUUCAUUUGUGUACAAACUCCAUGUGGCCGUGCUUUCUUACUUUGUUAUAAAAUCCUUACUGAUGAAAUUGUUAAACCAUUAAAAUACCGCACAAUAUGCUUAUAACACAGUUCAAUUGACAAAUAUCAAUGUUUAUUUCAUGUUGUCAUGUUUUUACAUUUAUCGUGAGCCUCACCUGCCUCUUCUGACUACAGGUUUUUUUUAUUUUUUUAUUUAUUUUUUUUUUUUUUCCAAGAUGGCGC
This is a messenger RNA of Nerophis ophidion (straightnose pipefish), 3305 nucleotides long. Its product is annotated as doublecortin domain-containing protein 2-like. Gene Ontology annotation, biological process: regulation of cilium assembly; intracellular signal transduction; cilium assembly. NCBI's taxonomy places the organism in Eukaryota, Metazoa, Chordata, Actinopteri, Syngnathiformes, Syngnathidae. The transcript has 9 exons. The record is from RefSeq and is a predicted model, not a curated record. Bases 166 to 2457 code for a protein of 763 amino acids. Gene Ontology annotation, cellular component: kinocilium; axoneme; microtubule.